AUGGCGGGAUGCGUAGAAGGCGGUGUCACAAGUGGUAAUGCACCCUGCAACGCAAGCUUCCGCGGAGGGGUUGGGUAUAGGGCCAGGGAUGUCGCCGGGCAGUUAAUGGACGAUGAUGGUUGGAGAAUAUGGACCGCGCAGAAUGCUAGGACUGCACUUCUGCUGCGAGGUUUUAAUGGUGGUCUCAAUGAGUCAGAAGCAAACGCAUUCUCCCGAGUCGCACAACGGGUCGCCCAGGGCAAAAAAAUCAGAGAUCGGAACUGCCUCGGAGGGACCCCACCAAGAGCUCCCUCCGUUCCACGGCCGCCAGACUGCGCAGUACGUCACAGGCGGCCACUAGAAUUGAAAAUGGGUCCCGCUCAAUUGGCUCGAGAGGCCAAACUGCAAAAGCGAUUUUAUUGCGGGAGGACAUCGCCAUUGACCGCCGCAUGA
This is a messenger RNA of Purpureocillium lilacinum, 432 nucleotides long. Lineage: Eukaryota; Fungi; Ascomycota; Sordariomycetes; Hypocreales; Ophiocordycipitaceae. The record is from RefSeq and is a predicted model, not a curated record.